UGAAAGGACAGGGCACAGUCUUCACCAGUGUUAUAAAUUCAAAGAUGAAACCGUCUCUGACCGGGUCAAGUUUGUGCAAGAAAAUAAGUUGUGCUUUGGCUGUCUGAAGUCUGGCCACCGCUCAAAGGACUGCGAAAACAGAAUGAUCUGCAAAACGUGUGAGAAAAAACACCCGACUUGCCUCCAUGAUAAUCGCACCAAGGAAGGAAGGAGGUCAACAAUGCCUGAUGCAGCAAGAGACAUGUCAAAUGGACGCAAAAUUGAACGGUCACAGGAUAGGGCAACAAGAACCUCACUUGAAGCAACAUCCAAUAGAGUCCUCCAGCAUGUCAAAGGCACUCAUACAUCCACCAUCAUCCCAGUGUGGGUGUCGGCCUCAAGUGAGCCUGAUCGUGAAGUUCUUGUGUAUGCACUUCUUGAUACACAGAGUGACACAACCUUUCUCCUGGACGACACUGCAAAGGCUCUACAUGCGAAGAACGAACCAGUUCAGCUAAAACUCUCAACAAUGGCUUCAAGAAACACUGUUGUGUCCUGUAGGAAACUGACUGGUCUGCAAGUAAGAGGAAUGCAUUCGGACAAGAUAAUUCCCCUGCCAGUGACCUAUACAAGAGAAUUCAUACCUGCAAACAGAGAUCAUAUUCCCACACCAGAGACGGCGAAAGCAUGGCCACAUCUCGAACACAUCGCAGAUGAGAUAGCUCCGCACCAAAGCUGCGACGUAGGCUUGCUAAUUGGCUACAACUGUACUCAAGCACUCGUCCCAAGACAAGUGGUUUCUGGGGAAGAAAAUCAGCCCUUUGCACUGAGAACUGACUUGGGCUGGAGUGUAGUUGGCUACGGCAACCUAUCACUCGACUAUGGAGACGCGAUUGGAGUGAGUCACCAGGUCAUCGUUCAGCAAGUGAUACCAGGUAAUCCAUCCUUUUCAAACCUCACAAGCAAAGUGCACUACGUCUGUAGAACACAAAUCCAGGAAAUUGUCUCGCCUUCAGCUGUCAUCAAGGUGCUGGAAUCUGACUUUGUGGAAAAAGCUUCAGAGGACGGCAACAUAUCUCAAGAAGACCUCAGAUUCCUGUCAAGGAUGGAAAAAGGCAUCAGGCUCAAGGAGGAUGGUCAUUACGAAAUGCCACUGCCAUUCAAGAAAGACAGACCUAACUUACCAGAUAACAAGAUAUGUGCUAUCCACCGUCUCAGAUGCCUAGAAAGGAAGCUGAAGAGAAACAAGCAGUACUACCAAGACUACAAGACCUUCAUGGACGAGACCAUAACCCGUGGAGAUGCAGAAAAGGUCCCACAAGAAGAUAUCAGCAAAGCCCCAGCAUGGUACAUUCCCCACCACGGGGUGUAUCAUCCGCAAAAGCCUGGGAAAAUUCGAGUCGUCUUUGACUGCUCUGCAAGAUUUAAAGAGACAUGCCUGAAUGAUCAUCUCCUGACAGGCCCAGAGUUGACAAACACCUUGAUCGGAGUCCUCUGUCGGUUUCGUCGAGGUCCUGUGGCAAUCAUGUGCGAUAUUGAGCGCAUGUUUCACCAGUUCCACGUGAAUGCAGAAGAUCAAGAUUACCUACGUUUCCUAUGGUGGGAGAAUGGAAAUCUCGAAGCAGAACCCUCCAUCUACCGGAUGAAAGUCCACCUGUUUGGUGCAGCCUCCUCACCUGGCUGCGCCAACUUUGGACUCAAACACCUCGCUGCUGAAGGACGUAGACGCUUCAGUGAAGACACCAUCCGCUUCAUCCAGAAUAAUUUCUAUGUUGAUGAUGGGUUGGCAAGUGUAACAUCUGAAAGGCAAGCGAUCCAACUAGUGAAAGAGGCAAGAGAACUAUGUAGCACAGGCAAACUCCGGCUGCAUAAGUUCAUCUCUACCAGCAAGGAAGUCCUAGCCACAAUCCCUAAAGAGGAAUGUGCUAAAGUUGCCAAGGACUUGGACAUGGCACUCGGAGAGCAACACAUGGAUAGAGCACUCGGUGUUCAGUGGUGCGUGACUUCUGACCAGUUCCAGUUCAGAGUGCUUGUCAAAGAAAAUCCAUUUACCCGAAGAGGAGUCUUGUCCACGGUUGCCUCAGUAUAUGACCCGCUUGGGUUCGUGGCACCCUUCAUCCUGGUUGGAAAGCAGAUACUGCAGCAGAUGUGUCGUGACAAGCUCAGUUGGGAUGACCCCUUGCCUGAUGACCUUCGACCCUUGUGGGAAUAUUGGCUCAAAGACCUGAAAAACCUGGCUGGUGUGAAGAUCCAGAGAUGCUACACUCCACCAAGCUUCAACGUCCAGCACUAUGAGCUCCACCAUUUUUCGGACGCCAGUGUGUCAGGCUACGGAGAGUGCUCAUACCUCAGAGCGGUCAGUACAUCAGGUGAAGUCCACUGUACCUUAGUCAUGGGAAAGUCAAGAGUCACCCCUUCUAAGGUCACGACCAUACCAAGACUAGAGCUGUCAGCAGCAGUGGUAGCUGUCCGCAUCAGUGACCUGCUCAAGAAAGAGCUCGAAGUAGAAUGCCUACAAGAAGUAUUUUGGACUGAUUCUAUGGUUGUACUUGGAUACAUCAGUAAUGAAGCCAGAAGAUUUCAUGUGUUCGUAGCAAACCGUGUAGAACGCAUCAAGCGAAGCACAGAGUCAGCGCAGUGGAGGUAUGUGACUACUGAGGAGAACCCAGCAGAUCACGCCUCAAGAGGUCUCACGGCAGAACAGCUUGUAGCCUCUAACUGGUUCACAGGCCCAGCCUUUCUGUGGCAGAAAGAGCUACCAAGUGGAGAUGUAAAGGUGGGAGAUAUCUCAAUUAGUGACCCAGAGCUCAAGAAGGCCCAGGUUCAUGAUACUCAGGCAAAGGAGGUGAGGUCGCUUUUAGAUCGCCUACACAAGUUCUCAGACUGGUUAAGAGUGGUAAAAGCUAUUGCCAGGCUCCAGCGCCGUGCAAAGGAGGUCAAAGGUCUCAAGCCGAAGUCCUGUGAAGCCAGCAGUCUAGAGGAAAGAAGAGAAGCAGAGAUGACCAUAAUCAAGAUGGUUCAACAUGCAACCCUAUCUCAAGAAGUCCAGUGCCUCCAGCAUCACAAGGAGAUAGGUCGCAAGUCCAAGUUGAACAAGCUAAGUCCAUUCCUGGAUAACAAAGGAAUCAUCAGAGUGGGAGGCCGCUUAACUCAUGCUGCCCUACAUCCACAUGUGAAGCAUCCAGCAGUUCUUACAAAGGACAGUCAUGUGUCAGCAUUGUUGGUCAAGCACUAUCACGAGAGAGUGCACCAUCAGGGCCGAGGAAUGACUAUGAACGAGCUCCGCUCGAAUGGCAUAUGGAUCCUUGGAUGCAGCAAGACAGUGUCAUCCCAUAUUUACAAGUGCACUAAGUGCAGGAAGUUCAGAAGAGGCACUGAACAACAAAAGAUGGCAGACCUCCCGGAAGAUAGGAUGGACACUACUCCUCCGUUCACUUACUGCGGGAUGGACUGCUUUGGACCAUUCCACAUCAAAGAAGGAAGGAAAGAGCUAAAGCGUUACGGGCUAUUACUUACCUGCAUGUGUUCUAGAGCAGUACACAUAGAGAUGCUUGACAGCAUGACCACCGAUGCCUUCAUUAACGCUCUGCGCUCCUUCAUCGCUAUUCGGGGAAUGGUACGGCAGAUAAGAUGUGAUAGAGGGACAAACUUCGCUGGUGCAAGGCGUGAGUUUGAUGAGGCAUUGAGAGAGAUGGAUCAAGAGGAGCUCAAGGAACUGGGAUGUGAGUUCAUCAUGAACACCACAGCUUCAAGUCACAUGGGUGGUGUCUGGGAAAGACAAAUCCGCACCAUCAGGAGUGUUUUGACGUCUAUUCUAGAACAGUCAGCCAAACAACUUGACUGUUCCUCUCUACGAACAUUCUUAUACGAAGUCAUGGCGAUCGUGAAUAGUCGACCUCUGACUACUGAUAACCUGAAUGAUUCAUCUAGUCCAGAGCCUUUGACACCGAACCACAUACUGACCAUGAAGUCUACGAUUAUAUCCCCUCCUCCUGGAAAGUUCGUUAAGGAAGAUAUUUACAUCCGCAAGAGAUGGCGUCGGGUUCAACUCCUAGCCAACAACUUCUGGUCACGAUGGAAGAAGGAGUACCUCUUAAAUCUCCAGCACAGACAGAAGUGGGUCAAAGACUGCAGAAACGCGAAGGUUGAUGACAUCGUUCUACUAAAGGAUGAGCUGACGCCGAGAAACCAGUGGAAGUUAGCUAAGAUUAUCGAAGUCUAUCCCGGGAAGGAUGAGAGAGUAAGGAAGCUCAAGCUGCUCAUCGGCGACUCAACUCUGGAUGUAAUGGGAAGGCGCACCUCCAAGCCGGUUCACCUCGAGAGACCCAUUCAUAAAACAGUCACACUGUUGGAAGCAGACUGAAGACCACAGGGUUUUAAGCCUACUCUGUUUAUUAGUGACCAAAUUUACUUUAUUUGAUGUUUUAUAUGCAGUAUAUGUCCUUAAGAUGUUUAAGUAAUCACAGGUGAUUGGUGGGAGUGUAACUGCCGCACAUUGGCAGUUUGUUUAGUUGGUUAACCUCCCGUUUUUGGUUCCUACUGGUUAUAAUGGCACUGGGGCGGAACUAAUUGCCGCCGUCAUAUGUUUCCUACACCACACCUUUAAGCGACGUACCUAGCCAAACAGCGCGAAAGAAGCAGCACAAUCAAUAAGCUAUAAAUUAAAGUUAAAAGUAAAAGCACAUAAGAAGAAGAAGAAAAAACUAUAAAGGACAAGCAAUAAGAUAAGAUUCCCUCAAGUAGUAAGCAGUGGACGAGUUCUCACGGGUUGGUUCGACCUGGAAAUAAAACCCCGUUUUCUAACAAAGA
Messenger RNA from Pleuronectes platessa (European plaice), 4788 nucleotides. RefSeq lists its product as uncharacterized. The record is from RefSeq and is a predicted model, not a curated record. Bases 143 to 4342 code for a protein of 1399 amino acids. The transcript is spliced from 2 exons. Gene Ontology annotation, biological process: DNA integration. Gene Ontology annotation, molecular function: nucleic acid binding. Lineage: Eukaryota; Metazoa; Chordata; Actinopteri; Pleuronectiformes; Pleuronectidae.